This is a messenger RNA of Peromyscus californicus insignis, 3035 nucleotides long. It is a transcript of the gene Emp3, whose product is annotated as epithelial membrane protein 3. Lineage: Eukaryota; Metazoa; Chordata; Mammalia; Rodentia; Cricetidae. Bases 2505 to 2996 code for a protein of 163 amino acids. The transcript has 5 exons. Gene Ontology annotation, cellular component: plasma membrane. The record is from RefSeq and is a predicted model, not a curated record.
ACGUCUUGGAGGGGCAGGUUCUGGGGAGGUCAAAGUGGGAUUCGUGGAGCUCGGACUCUGGGCAGCGUGUAUCCGGGAAGCAGAAACUGAAGGCGCCUGGAGAGAAACAUUUAGAAGACUAGACUUUGGGGCUAGGCAGGGUCCUGCAGUACCGGCCCAAGAAAUGCGUGCCUUGGACUGGUUAUUUGGGUAAUUUAUAGUUUGGAGGAACGCUCACCACUAUCUCACUUCCUACACAGGCUCACUACGCAUGCGCGACCAACGGUUUGUGGGCACGUAGGGCCGAGGCGGAAGUGGGAGUGGGCGGAGCCUCCGGCAGUCCUUUCAUCCUGCCAAGCGCUUCACCCCGUGCGGUUCUUUUGCGAGAGCGGCGGGGCGCUGCCUGGAGGCUGGGUGUGGCUGACGCCUGCGGUUUCCUGUGGGAGGAAGUGGCUGCUAUGCAGAGCUCCUCCGGGGCCUGGGCGGGGGAGAUCCCGCCACCACCCUUGGUUUCCAGAUACUUAAACUUCUACGGGUCUGGGGAUUCCCUAAACGCCUCCUCCAGGUACCCUAGUACCGCACUGUUCCAGCUCUUUGAAGGGGUGUUAAAUCUGUUCCAGGCCUCUUCUGCCAGUUAGCAUCUUCCUUGCUCCUGGCUCCAACACUCCUCGCAGUCCUGGGAUGCAGCCUCCUGUCGCUGCAGUCCCAGAGGAGUACAAGACUGCACCCCAGGCCCUCAGUUUUACCCUCAGUAACCCACUCUACUUCGUCGAGGCUCAGAGUUAGACUUCCCCAAGUCUGUGCUCCCCCCCUCACGACCACCCCCCCAACCCCGCCACCCUCAUUUAGGAUUCCAAACUUUAGCUUUGGGACUCAGUGGGCCCAAGUAUUUGCCCUUUCUCCAAUUACUAGAGCCUCUGAGCCAGAGCGCCCCGGACUCCACUAGGAGCCCCAAUGCCUGCUGUAAGCUGCACACCUCAACCCCUGGCACCCUGGCAUCCCUACACCCAAAGUGUCUGAAAUGUUCUGGUGGAAGAUCCACCUCAAACUCUCCUCCCCCCAUCUCUUUCCCUAAACCCGCCAAACACAGCUCCUCCCCCAGAGAGGCUGAAGACCACUCCCACAGGGUACAUAGAGCUGCAUCCCAGAAAACAGACACGUGGUUCUUCCGGCCUCUCAUCCCUGUCUCCUCUCACCUGGGAACGCUUUUCCCAUUAAAACAGGCUUUUCCUAAUUUGGUCUAGUUUGGAUUGCUGGGUUGGUGCACAAAAGACUUGUCACCCACUACACUAGCCCUCCUUUACAGAUGAAGAAAAAACCAUAGAGGUCAUUAGUAACUUGCCCAGCAUCACGGAGCCAGUGAGUGGCUCCAGAGUCUACUGUAUGGUGUCCAGUUCCUGGUCUCUCAAUCACCAGCCUAGCCAGCUCUCACCUCGAGGCUUAUAGAUCAUCACACCCAGCUCUGGCCCCGUCAGAUGCCCACACAUCCAUCAUCCAGGUCCCCAGCCCUUACUUCAUCAGAACCAGGACUUGGUCCCCUGCCGAGGAAUGCAGAUAUACUCAGUCAUCAUCCACACCACCUAAGCCAGUGUCCUGAGAAUAAAUAAGGGCAGUUCACAUUACAGCCCAGGGGGCACAGUGCUGUGAGAAUUCUAAUGGCCUCCCACAACACUUACAGUAAAAGCCAGGUUCCUCCAUGAAUGUUCAAGGAAAUCCUCUGAUGUCCCUGCUCGCCACACCCUGGGCUCCCUGGGCUCCAGCCACACUGGCCCUUCUGUCUGCUUCCCACACAACAGGAGCUUGUUCUCCAGGCCUGAACAAUUUUCUUUUCUCUGUAGUGUCCAAAUGACUCCUUUCCUUGAAUCUCAGAAUCACAUCCUCCAAGAGGCCUUUCAGGAUUAUCUUGUUUUACUUAGCCCCCACCCAUCCACCCACCUAGUCAUUAUUUCCAUCACUCUAUUUUCUUUACUGACUGUAUAUUGUACCCACUAUACAGAUUUGCAAACUGAGGCCCAGAGAAGUGAAAUAAUCUACCCAAAGUCACACAACCAGAAAAUGGUGGCACUAGAAAAAGGAUACAUCCUGCUCCUUUCCAUAGAUUCAUACUUUUUGUCCCAGCUCAGAGUUAGCCCAAAGUUUGAUCUAUGUCACAGGAGUCUGGCCUUCUGCAGACUCAUGUGUCAUACACUCUGCCCCAAACUCCAUCAAAGAGAGAAGGCAUCUGGUCCAAGGAGGUAAGGUGCCCCACCCCAGGGCCCCAAAGACUUCUCAUCUGAGCCCUAAAAGGAGGUCCCAGAACAUGCCCACUGUAUGACUGGGUGGGCAGAGAAAUAAGGAACCAAGUUCUUGUGCCCUCCCCUGGCUGCAGAGCUCAGCUGGGCGAGGCCAAAGUGGAUAUAAAAGGGUUGGUAUAUAUUGAGAGUUAAGAGAAGCAAAAACCACCAGAAGAGGGAGAGAAAGGAGAGAGGGGGGAAGGAGAGGAAGAAGGGUCUGUCCCCCUGCUCUGAGCCAGGCAUCUGGUGGCCAUGUCACUCCUCCUGUUAGUGGUCUCUGCCCUUCACAUCCUCAUUCUCAUCCUGCUUUUUGUGGCCACUUUGGACAAGUCCUGGUGGACUCUCCCAGAGAAGGAGUCCCUGAACCUGUGGUAUGACUGCACUUGGAACACCACCACCCAAACAUGGGCCUGCAGUAAUGUCAGUGAGAAUGGCUGGCUGAAGGCAGUGCAGGUACUCAUGGUGCUCUCUCUCAUCCUCUGCUGCCUGUCCUUCAUCCUCUUCAUGUUCCAGCUCUACACCAUGCGAAGAGGGGGGCUUUUCUACGCCACCGGCCUCUGCCAGCUUUGCACCAGUGCAGCCGUGUUCUCUGGGGCACUGAUCUACGCCCUCCAUGCUCAGGAGAUCCUGAAGAAGCACCCACCUGGCGGUAGCUUCGGUUACUGCUUCGCCCUGGCCUGGGUGGCUUUCCCACUCGCCCUGGUCAGUGGCAUCAUCUACAUCCACCUGCGGAAACGUGAAUGAAUGCUGUGUCCCCUAGAAAAUAAAUCCGUUUAACCACGA